Molecule: messenger RNA, 1146 nt
Organism: Cladophialophora yegresii CBS 114405
Lineage: Eukaryota; Fungi; Ascomycota; Eurotiomycetes; Chaetothyriales; Herpotrichiellaceae
Exons: 1
Coding region: 1-1146 (381 amino acids)
Source: RefSeq, a predicted model, not a curated record
AUGCGCCAGCACAGACUCCCAGCGUCGUACUACCGCGGGGGAACAUCACGCGCGGUCUUUUUCCAGCCGAAGGACCUCCCGGCAGACAGGUCGCAAUGGGCGCCGAUCUUCCUAGGCGUCCUAGGCAGCCCGGACCCCUGGGGCCGCCAACUCGACGGCAUGGGCGGCGGGAUCUCCAGCCUGUCGAAGAUCUGUGUCGUCGGACCGUCAACCCACCCGGACGCGGACGUCGACUAUACCUUUGCUGCAGUGGGCGUGAAGGACGCCGAGGUGGACUUUUCGAGUAAUUGCGGGAAUAUGACCAGCGCGGUGGGUCCGUUUGCGGUCGAUGCCGGCAUCUUCGCCACCGGCGAGACAAGGGAGCUUGGGACCACCGCCGAGACGGAGAGAGAUACCGACAGCAAACCCACAACGAUGACGGUGCGGAUCCACAACACCAACACCGGCAAGAUCAUCCACUCGACGUUCGACGUGCAGGACGGGGAAGCCGUCGCCAGCGGCGCGUUCAGCAUCGAUGGCGUUUCCGGCACGGGCGCGAGGAUCCAACUCGACUUCGUCAACCCGGCGGGCUCCAAGACAGGCAAGCUGCUCCCCACGGGGAAUGUCGUCGACACGUUCGACGGCGUGGCUGCGACGUGUACCGAUGUGGGAAACCCGUGCUGUUUCGUCCAGGCCGCGUCCCUGGAUGUCGAUGGGGCCAUCUCGCCGGCCGAGAUGGAGGCGCACCCGACGCUUCUGGCACGGCUGGAAUCGAUUCGGCGGCAGGCGGGCGUGAAGAUGGGGUUGGCCCGUACGCCUGCGGACGUGCCGGGGAGUGUGCCGAAGAUAUGUCUUGUUUCAAGGCCGGAGGAGGGGGACAGUGCCGCGGAGAUGGACCUGCGCGUCCGUGCCAUUUCCGUGGGCCAGCCGCACAAGGCUGUGCCGAUCACGGUGGCGCUGGCUUGUGCUGCGGCGUCGAAGUUGGCGGGGUCGACGGUGCGGGAGUGCUGUUCUGAGCAUCCCGUUGACUCGGCCGGUGUCACGCUGGGGCAUGCCAGUGGGAGGCUGAUGGUUGGGGCGCAGUACGACGAGCACGGCCAUCUGAGGUCUGCGACUGUUUUCAGGACGGCGAGGCGGCUGAUGGAGGGAGUCGUCUACUGGAAAUGA